UACAUACGGGCGCGGCAUGAUUGUUGGCGGGAGGAGUAUGUCUGACUGUACGUAUAAUCGACAAGAGCUCGUCAAUGAGACGAUUGCGGGACUUACGAGCAAAGUAAAUAGGUUUCGUGACGCAGUGAAGGACACGACUGCCGCCAGGAGAGACCAGAAAUGUCGUUGCCGCAAGGAAAAGGCGCGAGAAGUGGCAGCUCUUGGAAAAGCAAUGGAGAGCUACAUUCCAGUCAAUUGUGACAGACCAGAAUUGGUAAUCUCCAGUGGAAGAAAUGCAGAGGAUAUGCUUGACAGAGCAGCUGAGAUAGGUCAAAAGCUUUACCAGUCUACACAGAAGUUGCAUCAGUUACAUCAAACCGUGAGUGAUCUUGAACUAGUCCAGCAGCAAGAUCUGUUUAGAUUCGACACAAAACUACACUAGAAGAUGGCAACAACAGUGAAGUGCCUAAACAGCAAGACAACUAACAUAGCCUACUUGUCCUUUUGGGCAGUGCUAAGCUUAUUUAUUUUAUAAUUUGUGCCAUGUAAUUUAAAUUAAGCUUGAAAUUGCAAUUGUAACCUUUGAGCUAUUUUCUAUGGUUUGAAGAUAGUUCAAGUGUAAGUGCACUUUACGGAAUACUAACAAGAUAUAUAGA
This is a messenger RNA of Corticium candelabrum, 635 nucleotides long. RefSeq lists its product as uncharacterized. The transcript has 5 exons. NCBI's taxonomy places the organism in Eukaryota, Metazoa, Porifera, Homoscleromorpha, Homosclerophorida, Plakinidae. The coding region runs from base 17 to 421 and encodes 134 amino acids. The record is from RefSeq and is a predicted model, not a curated record.